AAUAGGAUCGCGGGUGGGCGGAGCCAGCGGGGCAUCUGCUACUAGAAUGAAAGAAACCGCGGCUAGAAGUCCACGCGCCUCACUCUUGUCGCCGUCCACGCAGCUCCGGUUGAUGGAUUACACGCUCAGCGUCCAGGUGCAACAUCAGCUGGAGGUGUUCCCCACACACCUGUGCCAGAGCUACAGUAUGCACUUACAGAUGAAGUCUACAGAAGUGGACCAAGGGCUUUUCACAGACAGCUACUGCAGAGUAUGCAGUGCUCAGCUAAUAUCUGAGUCUCAGCGGAUCGCUCAUUAUGAGAGUCGGAAACACGCCAAUAAAGUGCGCUUGUAUUACAUGCUGCAUCCUGUGGAUGGAGGCUGCCCUGCCAAGAAGCUCAGAACAGAUAAUGGCAGCGAGGAGGGUGACGUGGACAAGAACAAAUGUUGCACGCUGUGUAACAUGUCCUUCACAUCGGCGGUGGUCGCACAGUCACACUACCAGGGGAAGAUCCACGCCAAACGGCUAAAACUGCUCCUGGGGGAGGAGCCGAGCAUCACAAGCAAAGAGGUAUCCCCCAGCCCUCUAAAGAGCUCCCCAGACACAUCUCCCGUAAGCUCCCCACGGCAACGACGUGACUCGGAUCGCUACUGCCAACUUUGCAACGCUUGGUUCAACAACCCGGGCAUGGCUCAACAACAUUAUGAUGGCAAAAAACACAAGAAAAAUGCUGCACGAGCAGACCUGUUGGAGCAACUGGGCGAGACUCUGGACGUGGGGGAGAUGAAAGGUGUGAAACGCAGCUAUACGUGUGAGGUGUGCGGCGUGACCUUGAACUCGGUGGCACAGUACCACGCACAUCUGCAGGGCUCCAAGCACCAAACCAAUAUGAAGAACCAGAUUUGUGUCCAGUGAACACGAACAAACCAACUGGACUGAUGUCAGACAAGCUCCGGUCAGCUUGCCCUGCUUUUUUUCCCCCCCUCUCUGCUCUCUGAGCUAUUUUUAUUAUUAUUUUUUUUUCUGUCCUUCACCGUCUGACCUGGCCUGGAAAAUGAAGGAAAGUGUUUUUUAUGUGAACUAAGAGAGAGCACCACACAGUACAAAAGCAUGGGCACGAUUAUCUUUGCCUGACUGGCCACUUCAAUUGACCUUUGACAUGCCUUUUUCCCCCCCAAUUAAACCAAAUUAAAUAGGUAUUGAAUGAA
Messenger RNA from Nerophis ophidion (straightnose pipefish), 1188 nucleotides. It is a transcript of the gene zmat4a, whose product is annotated as zinc finger, matrin-type 4a. Gene Ontology annotation, molecular function: zinc ion binding; nucleic acid binding. The record is from RefSeq and is a predicted model, not a curated record. Gene Ontology annotation, cellular component: nucleus. The coding region runs from base 47 to 895 and encodes 282 amino acids. The transcript is spliced from 7 exons. Lineage: Eukaryota; Metazoa; Chordata; Actinopteri; Syngnathiformes; Syngnathidae.